AUGGAUGAAGACUGUAUCGAGUCUGGAGAGCCGAUCUAUGAGCUCGCCAGCGAAUGUGAGAAAUUAUUCUCCGAACAAAUCUCGAGGCUGAAAGAUGAAGAGAAUCUCAACGGAGCAAAGGUUGUUGGGGAAUACCAACAACAGUUCUCAGCAUGGGCGGCCUUCUUAGGCGUCUUCGCCGUCCCCGAGAUGUGCCUUGAUCGUAGGCUACAGAGGCAUGCUGAUAUACAAGAUCUGGCGCUUCGCUUGCUAGACAUUAUGAAGAGAAAUUUAACUUAUCUUUUCGAACCUGAGAAUGCUUUCGAUGAGGAGGGCAUCGAGGUUUCCGAUUCAGAUGGAGCUUCAUCGCCUCAACCUCAACUCCAUAUCAGCAUAGAAAGCCUUAGGGGAAUCGAGGGGGCCAUCGAACGUCUCCAUCAUCUGGGAGGGACCAUCCAACUAUCGUCAGAAGCGAGCCAGGCAACUAAAUUGGGAAAAUUCGCGGCAAAGUUUGACUCUACCUCAUUCGAAGGAGUCGCGCGCCUAGCCAUUACUUCAUUCUAUCCGGACGCAAGCCCAUCUCUAAUUGAGCAACUUGCGCGCGCCAUGACGGAUAUGUAUCAAAAGUUUCAUUAUAGGCGCUCUCGUCAAUUAAGACUCCAACCUCGACCUCAGCUACAACUAUCCACUAUAAACGAGGAGCCAGCUCCACAGAUAAAGGCUACCACAUGGGAAGCCGAUUCACCACCAGUUGUUGUUCCCCCUCCAAUAAACGAUAUCUAUAAACGGUUGGCUCGUCCGAUUGUGUUGUCGCAUUUGGGAGCCAGAUCUCAUCAGUCAAAGGAAUCCAAGCCCACAUCUCUUGACAGCCAAGAGUUCAAAAAACGAUUUUCGCAAAGAAAAGAAAGCUCUAUGAAGAACAAAACAAAGUCUAUUGCCGCUAGUCUUGUCGCUUAUCCUCUACCGUCGGAAGCAAGCCUAAAUUGUGAUUGGUGCUUUUCGCCUCUCUCUGGGGACGAGUUCAAAGGGGACAAAUGGAAGAUGCAUCUGAAUGAGGACUUCAAGCCUUUCCUCUGUCUCUCAGAAAAGUGUAGUGAGCCCUUAAAGCGAUUCGCAACUUCCAGAGCCUGGUUCAGUCACAUGCUCGAGGCUCAUGGUCAGAAUUGGCAUCGAGAAGUGCAUUUGCCGGCUUGGUGGAGUUGUCCGUUAUGCAACAGUCAAGAGACAACAUAUCCAAAGGCACAAGAUCUCUCUGAACACAUAUCAAAGCUGCACUCAGACGUUUUUACCGAGCAACAGAUCCAAGUCAUCGUGCAUCAGAGCCGACUUCGAGCUCCCCGCCCACAAGAUACUUGUCCUCUUUGUUGCCUUUCUAUGAAUGAUGAACAAAAUGCCAAUCAAGAUGGUCAGCUCUUGAAAAAAGCAUUCUCAAAGCCUCCAAAUCAAGGCCAGCAGCUAGCGGAAAGCUCCAAGCGCAUAAAGACAGAGGCCGGCUCUAUACAGCUUGAUCAUCACAGCAAUACCGACACUGGAUCAACAGAGCAGGAACCACCAAACUCUCAAAUACCAGGCUCCCAAAGUCUAGGUCAACUGAAUAUUGAGACAAUUGCAAAACAUGUGGCCGCGCAUCUUCAAGGAAUGAUGCUCUUCUCUCUUCGCAUGAUGGCUCUGGAUGCUGUCGCAGAUAAGUCAACGGAUGAUGAGGCUUUGUCUGGUCAUACCGACAAUGAUUUAUCCCGCCUCGGUUCAAAUCAACAUCUGUCUCUUCCUGAGACUCAGGGGAUACUGGAAAGGAUCAAUGAUCUGCUGGUAGAAAAGGAUAGCAUGGAUGUUGAUGAUUCUUUGGUGGAAGAUACCAUUCCGGACUGCGAGCAAGACAUGAAUUGGCAAGAUUUCAUUCCUAUUAGUGAGCCUCCUCCGGAAGCCGACACGUUUCUACAGCAAGUGAUAGAUUCUGGAGCGUUUCAAACCAGAGAGCAGGUUCCAUCUCGUAUAGCUGCUAUUAGGAAAACGGCUGAAAACUCCCCUGUACUAGCACGGCCUCGCACACCACCAGCGACCAUCAUAAUAUUUCCUUUCCGUCAUGACCCCGGCUUCAUUGGUCAUGAAGCUAUUCUCAAUGACCUCGUCGACGAAUGUUCUACACGUCCCGCUCGUUUGGCCCUUGUUGGCCUAGGCGGCAUUGGCAAAACUCAAGUGGCUAUUGAGCUUGCCUAUCAGUUGGUAAAGUUGGCGAAAAUGUCUGUAUUCUGGGUCCAUGCCGAGAAUCGGUCGAGCAUCAACCAAAGCUUCCAAAACAUUGCGUCGAAUAUUAGCCCGCGGGGACAAGCGGACUCGGUUGAAGCUUGGUUGCGACAUACGUCUGAGUGGCUCUCCAAAGAACGAAAUGGUCGAUGGGUAAUGAUUCUAGAUGGCGCCAACGACCACAGCAUUUUCGACAACGAGCUCUACUUGCCGAAGAGUCAGAAUGGGACAAUCAUCGUCACAACUCGCCGUAGAGACGUGGCUUACAGACUAACUGGAAACAAGCACGAUGUGGUUGAAAUUGGACCCUUGUCAGUGUUUGAAGCCGUCAUUCUCCUAGAAACGAAAUUGGGACGGAAGGGAAAAGAGCGGUUUCCAAAGAAUGGCGCAGCGAGUGGUCUCGUUAAAUCACUUGGCUUGAUUCCACUGGCUAUUUGCCGAGCGGCAGCCUAUAUACAGUCUAUGCCGCUCACCAGCUCUCCAAGCGGCUAUACUCCAGAAAUCGCUUCGGGCUUCUCGUCAGUCGCACCAAACAGGCCAGCUUCACCAGCUCCCAGCUCCAAGCAUGACUCCUCGACCAAUCUGCAUGCGAUUAGCGAUGAUCCGGGAGAGAGCACUGCCACCACUUGCGUUAACUGCUUCACCCAGACAACUCCCAUUUGGAGGCAAAACCCCGAGGGUCAACCUCUUUGCAAUGCCUGUGGCCUCUUUCUGAAGCUUCAUGGUGUUGUAAGGCCUCUUAACUUAAAGACUGAUGUAAUCAAGAAGCAAAAUAGAGGGUCAGCUAAGCCGCUUAUUGAGAACAAAGAUGACACUACAACUCCACUUUGGAGACGAAAUUCGGACGGCCAGCCUCUCUGCAAUGCCUGUGGCCUUUUCCUAAAGCUUCACGGUGUUAUGCGGCCCAUCGCCUUGAAAAGAGACCUUAUGAAAAAGCGAAACAAAGCGUCGGCCAAGCUGCUUAUCAAAGAAAAAGAUGAUGCCUCGAGUUACCUAUUAGUUAACGAUGAUCCAUUUAUUAGGCCUCAUCAGGCCGAAGGUGCCAAGACCAUCCCGAGAAACCCUUUGACUGAUUUAUCUCCGAAAUCCUCGCAUCACGAUGGUUCGACGCCCCCGAUAGUCGACUCAGACGAAGAAGAUGUUACUGGCGAUAACCCCAUGUAUGAAGAUGAUGAGGACGACAACAUCGCUGCUCACGGUCACUCUCAUACGGCAAACAAUAUCAACGAUUCCGAUGAUAUCCACCUUGAUGACGAGAUGUUGUAUCCGUCAGCAGAAGAGGUUUCAGCAGAAGAGACAGCAGAAGAAGGGACAGCGCUACUCCAUAUCGAGGAACAACUGGUCAAAUUAAGAGACAGCGAACAUGAAAAGCUCAAGCUGCUAGGGUUUGAAGUUUCCAGCCCCGAUCGAAGCGGACAGGUUCUUGAAAGCCUUUUUAGGACUUUUAAGUCUUCCAUUGCUGAUCUUCGCUCGCAAAGCUCAUCUGCAGCUGAUCUCUUAUCACUAAUGAGCUGUUUUGAUCGCCGUGGUAUUCCAAAAUGGUUGCUGAGACCCUUUGGACGAGGCCAUGGCGCUCAAUUUACAGAUGUCUCUCCCAGUGAAGACACCUUGGAUGAAGCAAGCGGCGACUUAGACGUCUUAUUACAUCAGGACUUGGAGAUAUUACUGAACCACUGCCUCAUCACAGCCAAUGGGACCAAGCAAAUGUUUGAGAUGCACGGGCUUGUCCAGCUCUCUGUGAAGAAGAAUCUGGAUGCCUCUCAAUUACAAACAUUUGAGCAGCAAUUUAUUAAGAUGCUAGCAAUGGUAUUUCCGAGAAGCAUCUACCCCAGCUGGACAACCUGCGAAGAGCUGUUUGCCCAUGUCCAAGCAGCAGCCAGCUAUCAGCCAGCCCAUGAUUUGCUAGAAGACUUUGCAAAUCUUCUACAUAACGGAGGUCGAUUUGCGCGGCUGCAAGGCAGAUACGAAGUUGCCAUGCAAUUGGCCGAACAGGCGUUAAUAGCGCGACAAAUGGCAGAGCAGGAUGAUACGAAAACCUUGACACUAAUUGGACUGAUACUCUUGGACCAAGGACUGUAUGACAAGGCUGAGGAAUCGCUCAAGCAAGCAUUGGAUGCAUGCAAAAGAAGAAGCCCUAAUAAGAAUAAUCGUCGAACCGUGGGCGGCCUCAACAAUAAGCUGGCACUGGUAUAUAAGGCUAAGGGCCGAUGGAAGGACGCGAUGGACAUCCAACUCUCGGUAGAUUUCUAUCGACCAGACUCUCUGGGGUUGGAUUAUCCAAUAUUUUUAACAAGUAAAUCAAAUCUGGCGUCAAUGUACAGAGCCCAAGGCCGGUAUAUGGACGCAGAAAGGACACAGAAAGAAGCGGUUGACAGCUACAAAAACAACUUUGGUCCCGAUCACCACCUAACUCUGACCGGCUUGAACAACUUGGGGUCGAUAUACAGACUCCAGGGAAAGUUGGGAGAAGCCGAGACUCUCCAAGCACAAGCCCUCGUCUCCCUCAGGAUGAAGCUCGGAGGAGAACAUCCCGACACACUCACAUGCAUGAACAGCCUAGCAUCAACAUACAGGCUCCAAGGCCGCCUUUACGAAGCUGAAUCUCUCCAAGAAGAAGCAUUAGAGAUGCGAAAGAUAAAACUCGGGUCUGACCACCCCCAUACGCUCGCCAGCAUGAACAACCUCGCCUUGAUAUACCUCGCUCAAGGCAAACACCAAGUUGCUGCCAAGCUACAGUCGGAAGUGGUGGAGAUUUGCAAGACGAAGCUCGGGCCAGAGCAUCCUCACACUCUGACGAGCUUGAACAAUAUUGCUCUCAUUUGGAAAGCCCAAGGUCGAGAUGCGGAUGGCCGGUGGAAGAUGGACGAGUGUCUUGAAGCUCGACUGCGAGUUCUUGGCCAAAACCAUCCGUAUACCAUAUCUUCUAGGGUAUCGGCAGAAAGCUGGUGGUCGUCCUCUCGAUAUGCAAGAUUCCCCGACAUCUCGUAG
Trichoderma aggressivum f. europaeum is the source of this 5211-nucleotide messenger RNA. Its product is annotated as transcriptional regulator family: GATA type zinc finger. Gene Ontology annotation, cellular component: kinesin complex. The transcript is spliced from 6 exons. The coding region runs from base 1 to 5211 and encodes 1736 amino acids. Lineage: Eukaryota; Fungi; Ascomycota; Sordariomycetes; Hypocreales; Hypocreaceae. The record is from RefSeq and is a predicted model, not a curated record. Gene Ontology annotation, molecular function: zinc ion binding; ADP binding; sequence-specific DNA binding. Gene Ontology annotation, biological process: regulation of DNA-templated transcription.